This is a messenger RNA of Eurypyga helias (sunbittern), 1327 nucleotides long. Its product is annotated as unconventional myosin-X-like. The record is from RefSeq and is a predicted model, not a curated record. Lineage: Eukaryota; Metazoa; Chordata; Aves; Eurypygiformes; Eurypygidae. Gene Ontology annotation, cellular component: myosin complex. The transcript is spliced from 14 exons. The annotation marks the transcript as partial. Gene Ontology annotation, molecular function: cytoskeletal motor activity; ATP binding.
CCCCAUCCUGGAGGCCUUUGGAAAUGCCAAGACAGUUUAUAACAACAACUCCAGCCGCUUUGGCAAGUUCAUCCAGCUGCAUUUCUCUCAACAUGGAAACAUCCAGGGAGGCCGAGUAACUGAUUAUUUACUGGAAAAGAACAGAGUGGUACACCAGAACCCCGGCGAGAGGAAUUACCACAUCUUUUAUGCUCUACUGGCUGGUGUGAGUGGGGAGCAGAAAGAGAGCCUCUCCCUCUCUGAGCCAGAGGCUUACCGCUACUUGAACCAGUCUGGUUGUGUGACUGAUGAGAACUUGAAUGACCUAGACAUGUUCAGUAAGGUCAUGACUGCCAUGAAGGUGAUGGACUUCAGCACUGAAGAAAUCAGAGACAUCUUCAAACUUCUUUCUGGCACGCUUCAUUUGGGAAACGUUGAAUUCAUGACAGCUGGCGGGGCCCAGGUUACAACAAAAGUGGUGCUGAAUAUUGCCAGUGACCUCCUGGGCUUGGACGCCUUCCAGCUUUCCGAAGUACUGACACAGAGGUCCAUGAUUCUGCGUGGAGAAGAGAUCAGCUCCCCUCUCACUGUGGAGCAGGUAACUGACUCCAGGGACUCCCUCUCAAUGGCGCUGUAUUCCCAGUGUUUUUCAUGGCUCAUUAGCAAGAUUAACACGAAGAUCAAAGGCAAGGAAAACUUUAAGUCUGUGGGCAUCCUGGAUAUCUUUGGCUUCGAGAACUUUCAGGUGAAUCGCUUUGAGCAGUUUAACAUUAACUAUGCAAAUGAGAAACUCCAGGAAUAUUUCAACAAACACAUCUUCUCCUUGGAGCAGCUGGAGUACAACAGGGAAGGGAUAAACUGGGAAGCCAUUGACUGGAUGGAUAAUGCAGAGUGCCUGGACCUUAUUGAGAAGAAACUGGGUCUUCUGGCUUUGGUGAAUGAAGAAAGUCGAUUCCCCAAAGGCACAGACAACACCCUUCUGGAAAAACUUCACAGCCAGCAUAUGAGCAACCACUACUAUGUGAAGCCUCGGGUAACAGACCAUCAGUUUGGCAUAAGACAUUACGCUGGGGAGGUGCUCUAUGAUGUGCGAGGCUUUCUGGAGAAGAACAGAGACACCUUUCGAGAUGACAUUUUAAACAUGCUGAAAGACAGCAGGCUGGAUUUCAUCUAUGACCUUUUUGAAAGGGUGUGCAGUCGCUGCAGUGAGGAGACACUGAAGAUGGGCACCCAGAGGCGCAGACCAACUGUCAGUUCCCAGUUCAGGGAUUCUCUCCAUUCCCUGAUGGCCACGCUUAGUACUUCCAACCCAUUCUUCAUCCGCUGCAUCAAACCAAAUACAGAAAAG